This is a messenger RNA of Lachancea dasiensis, 1995 nucleotides long. NCBI's taxonomy places the organism in Eukaryota, Fungi, Ascomycota, Saccharomycetes, Saccharomycetales, Saccharomycetaceae. The record is from the annotation of a GenBank genome assembly.
AUGGCAAAAGAACAGAUUAAAGUGGUGGUGUGUGGAGAUGAUGGGGUCGGCAAAACAAGCCUCAUAGCAUGCUUAGUGAAGGAUCAAUACAUACCAAAUCUCCAAGACAGAUUGUCGCCCGUUACAAUUCCACGGGACUUUUCCUCGAGCCCAUUCUCCCCCAAGGCCAGUGUUCUAGUAGACACCACGAGCUACGAUCUGCCGCAGCUGCAUUACGAACUGAAAAGCGCCGACGUGAUAUGGUUAGUGUAUUCGGAUCAUGAAAGUUACGAUCGAGUGGCCCUGUACUGGAUGAUGAUGUUUCGUUCACUGGGUGUCAAUCUCCCUGUCAUUUUGUGCAAGAACAAAUGCGACACCACUUUGCAUGGGAGCGAAGGGACUCAUGCCAAGGAUAUCAAUGCUGAAGACAAGGCUUCGGAGAACACCAAGAUCGAGGACGAGGAGUUCAUCCCAAUCUUGCGAGAGUUCAAAGAAGUUGAAACUUGCAUUAAGACUAGCGCCAAAGAUAAAAUGAACGUCAACCAAGCGUUCUACUUAUGUCAAAGGUCUAUAACCCACCCCAUUGCCCCACUAUUUGACCCCAGGGUGGGUGAGCUUAAGCCACUAACCGUUUUGGCCCUCAAAAGAAUUUUUUUGCUCUCCGACAAGGACCAAGAUGGGUUUUUGAAUGAUGAGGAGCUAUCAGUCUUACAAAGGCGUUCUUUUGGGAAAUCAAUCGACACACAGGAGCUGCAAUUUAUAAAAGAGACUUUGCUUAAUCUUUCCAUCUCUCCUCAGGAGUAUGCCAACUACAUUCUCUUCGUCCCUGGCAAGGGUAUCACUAAAGAUGGGUUUUUGGUCCUGAACAAGCUUUACUCGGAGAAAGGGAGACAUGAGACGACAUGGGGUAUUCUGAGAGCUUUUCACUACACAGAUUCGCUGUCCAUAAACGAUAAAGUACUCUACCCUAAGAUGGACAUUUCGGACAGUGCUAGCGUUGAACUGAGCCCACUGGGGUAUCGUUUUCUCGUGGAACUUUUUUUGACGUUUGACAAAGAUAAUGAUGGCGGCCUCAAUGAUCAAGAACUUGCUUUCCUUUUCAAGACAACUCCCGGUAUUCCCAAGCUUUGGACGGAAACAAAUUUUCCUUUUUCAACCGUGGUCAAUAAUCAAGCUUGUGUAACCCUACAAGGGUGGCUAGCACAAUGGACUAUGACAACGUUUCUGGACUAUAGAACUACUACUGAGUAUCUGGUGUACUUGGGUAUUGAGAAGGACGCCAGAUUGGCCCUCCAAGUGACAAAAGCUCGCAAAAAGCGCAGAAGGAAUGGAAAGUAUUACAGAGCUCCAGUUACUGAUCGUAAAGUAUUUAGCUGCUAUGUGAUCGGCAAACCACAUAGCGGUAAAAGUUCUUUGCUCGAAUCUUUUGUUGGAAUGUCGUUCUCGGAGUCAUACACUCCAACAAUCAGACCUCGAAUUGGAGUAAAUAGCUUGGAGUUAAAAGGCAGUAAGCAAUACUACUUGAUUCUGCAAGAAUUUGGCGAGCAAGAACCUGCAAUUUUGGAAAAUGUUGAAAAAAUGAAGGAGUGUGACGUGCUGUGUCUAACGUAUGAUUCUAGCGAUCCAGAGUCCUUUUCGUAUUUAUUUGAGCUUAUCAACCAACAUCAACACCUUCAAAACCUUCCCAUGAUAUUCGUGGCUCUCAAAGCUGAUCUGGAUAAGCAGCAACAGAGAUGCUACAUUCAACCCGAUGAUUUCACAGACCAAUUGUUCGUCGACCACCCACUACAUGUAUCUUCAGCAUGGUCUAGCUCACUUAAUGAGCUAUUUAUCAAAUUAACGGAAGCCGGUCUUGAACCGGCCAAAAACACACCGGGGCUGGCCCCAGAUACCGCAAGGGAAGAAGUCGACUAUUGGCAAUACGCGUUGGUCGCAACCUCUGCAGUGGGCUUCACCUCUUUAUUCACCUUUACAUUCUUCAAAUUGUUUCGCAGUUUGCGGAGCGGUUCGACGUGA